CCUCAGAGUGUUCUAUUGGUACUACUUGUAAGUGCAAAAAAUGCAAGAAGCACUUCCUUUCAUUUAUCUGAUGCUGACAAGGAUUAUCUAAUGGAAUUAGAUGAGCAACUUAGUUACAAUUUAUUCAAAUAUGCAGAUAAACUGGAGGAAAAGGCACAGCAUGUACAAAGAAUAGUUAAAGAAAUUCGACAGCCCUUGAAGGCAGCAAAGGGCAUUGAAGAGGAAUAUCUAUCGAAUCCCUUGCACAGUUUUCCACUCAUUCGGCAUUUGUACGAAGACUGGGGCUAUUUAGAGAAGUUCAUGAAAAGGCCAGUAGGUCAAGCGCUGGAUUGCUUUGCCAUUGCAAAAUAUUAUUUAAAGUCUGGUAAAAUAGAUGCGGCUGCUGAUUGGCUAAAGAACACCAAACACUUGAUGAGUGAGGAUAAUGAAGAGGUUCACGAGGUCCUUGGUCUUUCCGUUCGUGAGGUGGUGUUGCUGCUGGCUCGAUGUCUGACCCAAUUGGGUCAAACUGAUGAAGCUUUCAAUCUAUUAAAGUCCCAGCCUGAUCUCGCAGAGAAGACACCUGAUCUGAUGGAUCUAUACAUGGCACAACCGAAAGGGUCUAAAAAUUUGUUUCCCACUUUGUCAAAAGCGUAUAGUGCUUGCUGCCGUAACUCUCAUACCCCAAUUCCCACCAGACUUCUUUGCCGAUACAACUCCACCUCUACACCAUUUUUGAAAAUAGCACCUUUAAAAAUGGAGGAGAUUUCUCUGGACCCGUAUGUCGUUGUCUACCACGAUGUCCUGGCCGAACGGGCUAUCGCAGAAGUUCUACGUUUGAGCGAGACUAAAGUGGAAGCUGCGAAUGUUGUUCAGCCCCCAGGAACCAUAAGAAGGGAAAAUGUUCGAUCCGCCUUGGGAUUUUGGAUGCCAGAACUUGGUGAAGACAUCAACGGACCCAAUGGACCACUGUACAAACACAUUCAAAAUAUAGUGAGGGAUAUUACCGGACUAAUUAUCUGGAAUGGGCAACGUUUUCAGGUACUAAAAUAUGAAUUCGGGGGCCAUCACUCCCCGCAUUGCGACUAUUUUAACAUGUCGCUAGGAAUGAUGCCACCGGAAGGGGAUCGCAUCGCCACCGUUUUGUUUUAUCUUAAUGAUGCCCCACAUGGCGGUGCUACGGUAUUCCCCGAUUUAAUGGUUAAGGUCCCAGCCCAAAAAGGAAAGGUAUUGUUUUGGCAUAAUCUUAGGGGAGAGACCCACGACUUUGAUGUCAACACACUUCAUGGGGCCUGUCCUGUUUUCCAUGGCACCAAACUGGAGCUCUACGGUAGCGGAGUGGACUACACCGUACCUAUGUGGACGCAGAGGCACGGCCGGACAAUGAAGCUGCAGUCCUGUCUGUGUCCUUGUUGUACCUCGUAG
This is a messenger RNA of Drosophila bipectinata, 1404 nucleotides long. The record is from RefSeq and is a predicted model, not a curated record. NCBI's taxonomy places the organism in Eukaryota, Metazoa, Arthropoda, Insecta, Diptera, Drosophilidae.